This is a messenger RNA of Fusarium sp. VM40, 2130 nucleotides long. NCBI's taxonomy places the organism in Eukaryota, Fungi, Ascomycota, Sordariomycetes, Hypocreales, Nectriaceae. The record is from the annotation of a GenBank genome assembly.
AUGACCCAAAAUCACCAUGGCUCGUCGACUGCGACUCAAGAGCAUCACCCCAAAGUCGUGGGCAAAAAGAUUGCCGAAAAGGCCGUCCAAUUCUCCCAACAAGCCGAGAAGCUCUCUCACCAACAUCCAACCGACGAAGAUCCCGGCGUUGCUGUCGAAGCGCAGUUCGUCACGCCUCAUGACCCUGUUAUAAUUACUUCAGAUGGAAAUCGACUCCCCGGCGUACCACUGCAGGAAGCUUAUAAGCUCAACGUCCUUCGCGAAGAGCUCCAGGGCAAACCGGAAAGCGUUGAGAUUAAGGAGGGCGUCGAGACCAAGGAAAAGAUAUCCAAUGUCGAAAACGCAGACCCAGAGCAACGAAAAGUUGUUCAGCUGUCAUCGGAACAGAAUGGCGCUUCCCUGCAGAAGCCCAACAGCAAUAGUACCUUGCGGAAACAGACACCUCCAUCCCAUACCAACCCUCUCUUCCCUCCAUUGCCACUUUACGGACCUCCCAGCACGAUGCGCAAUAUUCAAUGCAUGUUCUUUCGAAUUAGCGCAUUCUUCCUGAGCCUGGCAUUUCUCGGUGUUAUCGUUUUGGGCUCGUUGUUCACAUCAAUACCUUUGGUGUACAAGAACAUUUGGUACCGAUUGACUUUUCGUGAUCCCAAAUCGGAUAGGCCAUUCUACGAAGAGGAGAAGCGUAGAGCACGAGCAAGAAAAGAGCAAGAAAAGGCCUGGAAACAAAAGUCACCCAAUGGACCGACAUUGGACAGGGCUGAAAACGCUGAAGAAUUCCCACCAACCGAAGGUGGUCCAGAUCCGAUCAUCUGCGACGUUGCAUACUAUGCACGCAGAGUUGGUCUAGAUGUUGAGACAUUCGAGGUUCAGACCGAAGAUGGUUUCAUCAUUGACUUGUGGCAUGUUUACGAUCCGAAGGAGUAUACCGAGCUAGAAGAGAGCUUGAGAUCCGACCAGGGCCCCGAGGUCUUCCAGCGACCGAGAAAGCUCAAGAAUCCGUCACAAAAGCCUAAGUUCCCUGUAUUGCUCAUGCAUGGCUUACUGCAAAGUUCAGGCGCCUAUUGCUGCAACGAUGAUGAGUCUCUUGCUUUCUGGCUCUGCAAGUCCGGCUAUGAUGUGUGGCUUGGCAACAAUCGUUGUGGGUUCGAGCCCAAGCACGCACUGCUCGAGUACAGCGACCCAAGGAUGUGGUGUUGGAAUAUCAGACAAAUGGGUGUUUUCGACCUACCUGCAUUGACAUCACGAAUCAUUACGGAAACGGGUUUCGAGAAGAUCGGACUGAUCUGUCACUCCCAGGGAACAACUCAGACGUUUGUUGCUCUGGCAAAGGAGCAGCGACCUGAAUUGGGCGAGAAGCUCACCGUAUUCUGUGCCCUCGCCCCAGCCGCAUAUGCUGGUCCUCUCAUUGGCAAAAUGUACUUCAAGUUUAUGCGAAUCAUCUCGCCUGGUCUGUUCCGACUCAUGUUUGGCAUCCACGCAUUUAUCCCCUUCAUGAUGCAAAUGCAUAAGAUACUAGAUCCACGCCUGUACGGCUGGCUCGGCUACAAGGUGUUCUCGUUCUUGUUCGACUGGAGUGAUGCUCGCUGGGAUCGUGGCCUCCGCAAUCGCAUGUUCCAAUUCGCGCCUGUGUAUGUGAGCGCAGAGUCGAUGCGAUGGUGGCUGGGCCGAGAAUGCUUUGCCCAGCACAAGUGCAUCUUGUCUACCAAAGAGAUUGUGAGGGCCGAGGAGCACAUGGACUCCAAGGGUGAUGGGAAAACAAAACACCCCAAGGGAGCUUCGGCAUGGUACAAUGAGAAAGCACCGCCAAUGGCUUUGUGGGUUUGCGGCAACGAUGACCUCGUUGACGGAAAGAAAUUACUCCGCCGAUUUGAGAAGGGCCGCGAGCCACAUGUGAACCUGGUUCAUAGCAAGGUUAUCCCCGAGUACGAGCACUUGGAUGUCAUCUGGGCUAUGGAUGCGGUCGACCAGGUAUUUAAGGAAGUUCGAGAGGUACUGUGGAAGACAUGCAACGCGCGUGAUAUUUGCCGCGUCCCUGAAGGAUGCGAGGCAGUACAGCCACAAAAGGAGAAGAUGGCUGUCAAAGAGAACGUGGUAGACGACUCCCAAUCAAGCAGCAGCGGCGAGUUAUAG